AUGGCGGAGAUUUUAUUCGACACGAUUUCCGUAGCUGAUGCUGGGAUUUAUGAAUGUUAUGAUGAAAAUGAAAGGAAAAACCAUGCUUUUAUGCAGCUGAUUGUAAGAGAGUGUCCACAUAAUAAAUGGUCUCCGCCUAAAUGCAACAUGAGCUGCGAGGUGUGCUACAAUGGAGGGGUAUGUGAUACAUACAUCGGAAACUGUAUUUGCCCUUCGGGAUUUGAAGGAACUAAUUGCGAAAUACCUACUGGCAACAUACUUGGAAGCGACGAGGAGUGCCACCCAACUGGUAAUAAUAACGGAUGCAAAAGGAAACUGGUUUGCCCACCAAUGCCACAAGGCUGUGCCUGUCACUCUGGCUGGAACGGAACUGACUGUCAAACGAAAUGUAAAAAUGGCAAGUAUGGCGCUGACUGUUUACAAGAUUGUCAUUGUGACUUUAGCAAGUGUGAUCAUUCCAGAGGCUGUGAGGAGGGUGCAGAAUGCCACUCUGGCUACAAGAGUCCACGUUGUUUAGAUAAAGUAUCCAGCGAAGAAUCGAGUGAUAGAACAACCUCUAUGAAAACACCAUAUGCAACAAAUUCCAACGGACCGUCGAGUGAUAGAACGACCAGUAUGGAAACAACUCAUGCAACAAGCACCAUCGGACCAACUAGUGAUAGAACGACUAGCUUGGAAACCACUCAUGCAACAAACACAAACGGACCAACGAGUGAUCGAACGACCAGCAUGGUAACCACUCAUGCAACGAAUUCCAAGGGACCAUCGAGUGAUAGAACAACGAGUAAGGAAACCACUCAUGUAACAAGUUCCAACGGACCAUCGAGUUAUGGAACGACUAGAAUGGAAACCUCACACGCAACAAACACGAAUGGAACAACGAGUGAUCGAACGACCAGCAUGGUAACCACUCAUGCAACAAAUUUCAACGGACCAUCGAGUGAUAGAAUGACCAACAUGGAAACCAUUUAUGUAACAGACUCCAACGGAGCAACGAGUGAUAGAACGACCAACAUGGAAACUACUCAUGUAACAAAUUCCAACAGACAAUCGAGUGAUAGAACAACCAGCAUGGAAACUAUUCAUGUAACAAAUUCCAACGGACCAUCGACUGAUAAAACAACCAGCAUGGAAACCACUCAUGUAACAAAUUCCAACGGACCAUCGACUGAUAAAACAACCAGCUUUGGAACCACUCAUGCGACAAAUUCCAAGGGACGAUCGAGUUAUAGAACAACGAGCAUGGAAACCACUCAUGUAACAGAUUCCAACGGACCAUCGAUUGAUAGAACGACCAGCAUGGAAACCACUCAUGUAACGAAUUCCAGGGCACCAUCGAGUGAUAGAACGACCAAUAUGGAAAUUACUCAUGUAACAGACUCCAACGGAGCAACGAGUGAUAGAACGACCAACAUGGAAACCAUUCAUGUAACAAAUUCCAUCGGACCAUCGACUGAUAAAACGACCAGCAUUGAAACCACUCAUGCUACAAACACCAACGGACCAACGAGUGAUAGAACAACCAGCAUGGAAUCCACCCAAGGUAAUGUAUCUGAAAUAGCAUAA
Messenger RNA from Anneissia japonica, 1566 nucleotides. RefSeq names its product cell wall protein IFF6-like. NCBI's taxonomy places the organism in Eukaryota, Metazoa, Echinodermata, Crinoidea, Comatulida, Comatulidae. The record is from RefSeq and is a predicted model, not a curated record. The coding region runs from base 1 to 1566 and encodes 521 amino acids. The transcript has 22 exons.